This is a messenger RNA of Macrobrachium nipponense, 1121 nucleotides long. RefSeq lists its product as uncharacterized. The coding region runs from base 217 to 870 and encodes 217 amino acids. NCBI's taxonomy places the organism in Eukaryota, Metazoa, Arthropoda, Malacostraca, Decapoda, Palaemonidae. The record is from RefSeq and is a predicted model, not a curated record. Gene Ontology annotation, molecular function: methyltransferase activity. The transcript is spliced from 8 exons.
UUUAUGAGUAGCCGGGGUGCCAAUCAGUUCUUUUUCCUUAAGGUUUUGAGCGUUUGCGGCACUUUUGGGGAUACCCGAGUCAUUUCAACUAUUAUAUUUUAUCACACGCUUGGUGGUAGCUACACACUCCACAUUAAGGACAAGUAAGAUUUACUCCCUCGCGUCGCCAGCUCAUCUUACCAGUCUCACUAUCGCCGAUUUUGAUUCUUCCCAAACAUGGAUGACACAACCGCAUACCAGGCUAACUACCGUUGGUACGAACCGGGAAUCACACCGAAUCAAGUGACUGACCGUUACACAAACAUGGCUCAAAAAUAUGAUGAGAUUUUGAGUCCUGAACGCUACAGAGGUCCCGAAAUAGCAGCUAAUGAGGUGGCAGCUAGAAUAUCUAAGGACAAACGUGACGACAUCAGAAUCAUCGAUGUUGCCGCCGGGACGGGAAGAGUUGGUGUGUUGCUCAAGGACAAAGGGUUCUCAAACAUUGAUGCCCUGGAGCCAUCGAAGGGCAUGAUGGCUCGCUUGAAGCAAACUGAAGCCUAUACAAACACUUACUCAGAAUUCCUUGGAAUUGGACACAAUUCAGUCCCCAAAGAUACUUAUGACGUCUUAGUCAUCGCAGGUGGCAUGGGAGAGGGCCACAUACCUGUCAAAGGCAUCAAUGAUAUGAUCAGAAUAGUGAAGUCUGGAGGAUUUGUCAUCAUUGUGAUGAGGAAGGAGUACCUAGAUUACGUCGAAGAAUACAAGAACAAACUGAUUCCUUACAUGGAUGAGAUGGAAAAACGAGGAAAGUGGACUAAGAUUGCGCUUAAAACCAUCCAUAAUUAUGCUUUCAACAAGGAUGGACUUCUCUUUACUUACAAGGUCUUAUAGUAAGUACCAUAGAUAUAGAGGGAGAGACUGGACAGCCUAUGAUAACCAAACUGUUUAUGACGUACACUGCCUUGAGCCAUUACUAUGUGUUGAUAACUAUGUAAAUAGUGAAGCACCUCAAGCAAUCCAGUGUGAAAUCCUGUACUAAUUUUAAGACUUGUUUUCUCAGCUGUCCUUAAAACUGUCAAAUGACUUAUGCAUCAUUUACUAAAUACAUUAUGUACUGCAUGCAAAUAAAAAUAUUUAGUUUG